Musa acuminata AAA Group (dessert banana) is the source of this 1028-nucleotide messenger RNA. RefSeq names its product protein P21-like. The record is from RefSeq and is a predicted model, not a curated record. Gene Ontology annotation, cellular component: extracellular region. Bases 53 to 808 code for a protein of 251 amino acids. The transcript has a single exon. Lineage: Eukaryota; Viridiplantae; Streptophyta; Magnoliopsida; Zingiberales; Musaceae. Gene Ontology annotation, biological process: defense response.
GUUUGAGAUGACCAUAUGAGCUUGUUUGACCUCUUUGCAGCCUCUCAUCUCAAUGGCUCCAUCAACCAUUCUCCCCUUCCUCCUCUUCACUCUCCUACUCACCCUCUCCCGUGCCGCCAGGUUCGAGAUCGUCAACGGGUGCCCUUUCACCGUCUGGGCUGCAGCCAUCCCCGGUGGCGGCCUCCAGCUUGACCAAGGCCAGACCUGGGUCAUCGAUGUCAUCGAUGUGAACAACAACGGGACGUCGUUCAUAGGCCGCAUCUGGGCUCGCACCGGCUGCUCCUUCGACGGCAGCGGCCGUGGAAGGUGCCAGACCGGGGAUUGCGGCGGCGUCUUGGACUGCAAGGCGUCCGGCAGCCCACCCAACACCCUCGCGGAGUUCGCGGUCGGCCAGUUCAACAACAUCGACUUCUUCGACAUCUCCCUCGUUGACGGCUUCAACGUGCCCAUGGAGUUCGGUAGCUGCAGGGCGAUCCGGUGCUCGGCGGACAUCAAUGGGCGGUGCCCCGCCGAGCUGAGGACCCCGGGCGGCUGCAACAAUCCAUGCAUGGUGUUCAAGACGGACGAGUACUGCUGCACCUCCGGCAGCUGCGGGCCAACCAAUUACUCCAUGUUCUUCAAGAGCAACUGCCCCGACGCCUACAGCUACCCGAAGGACGACGCCACCUCGACCUUCACUUGCCCCGGUAACGGCGACUACAAGGUCAUUUUCUGCCCCUCCGUCUCGUCGUUGCCGGACGAUGGGUACCCCACGAGGUUCGGCCGGAUCGCUGUGAGUUUUGUGAUCCCAAAGACUUCAAAGACGUAACAGGUUUCGUGCCUCGGAUUUGUGUGCUGGAUUUGAGCGCUGCCGUGGGGAAAGGGAAGAUGCAGACUUUUUUGGUACACUACCAAAUCGUCCAAGUUUGACUUUGACUUUGCGACUCCUUCCUAAUGUCUUUGAUGAAAGUGAAGAAGAGAAAAAAAACAUGUUUGAGCAACAGAAAAUUGUGAAAUGAGACAGAAGAAAUGAGAAAUAGAGAAGCACU